This is a messenger RNA of Staurois parvus, 506 nucleotides long. NCBI's taxonomy places the organism in Eukaryota, Metazoa, Chordata, Amphibia, Anura, Ranidae. The record is from the annotation of a GenBank genome assembly.
AGUGAUUGCAGGGUCCUGGGAGACCAGAUAUAGUGAAUGCAGGUUCCGGGGAGAACAGAUAUAGUGAAUGCAGGGUCCAGGGAGAACCAGAUAUAGUGAAUGCUGGGUCCUGGGAGACCAGAUAUAGUGAAUGCAGGGUCCGGGGAGACCAGAUAUAGUGAAUGCAGGGUCCGGGGAGACCAGAUAUAGUGAAUGCAGGGUCCGGGGAGACCAGUUAUAGUGAAUGCAGGGUCCUGGGAGACCAGAUAUAGUGAAUGCAGGGUUCGGGGAGACCAGAUAUAGUGAAUGCAGGGUCCGGGGAGACCAGAUAUAGUGAAUGCAGGGUCCUGGGUUUAGUAACACUUUCAGCCAUGGGGUUGAGGGAUCAUUCGAACACAUUCAUCCAGGGGCGGACUGACCAUUUGAGCACUCGGGCACUGCCCGAGGGCCCGGGGUGUGGGCAAGGACCCAGGGGCCCCAUGAUCCCCUAUUGCCCGGGGGCCCCAUAAGUUGUCAAUCUGCUCCUG